ACUAUCCGGGAAUCAGAUAAAAACAUAAAAAAGGGAAAAUAUAUAAUGAUGAUUGAAAGCUGGGCUGAAGGGAAUCGCCUACCCUUGCGGUCGAUCAGGCAAUCGAUCGAGCGGACGAAUGCGUUUUCAAACACUCGGCUAAUUGGACUUUUGCCUCAGAGUUGAGAGGACAGUGUUUUUCGGCGGCAUUUAUCUGGCUACGUUGGCAGAGUUUUUGUUAACACGUUUUUCGUGGUCAAGGCUGUUGGAAUUUUGAUUUUUCUUCGGCUGGGCUAGAAUUGCUGCGGAGAAAUUUCUGGGUGGUUAAUUCGGAAUAGCGAAAAAAGUGAAGAUCUAACAAUGGCGACGGACAAGCACGGAAAUGUUACAAAUUUUUCUGCCGAACAUUUUCAAAAGCUGCUUCUUCAGCAACAAUCCCAGAUGGAAGCACAAAUGAAACUGAUUGAAAGUUUAACGCAGUGCUUAAACGUACAAUCAAACGGAGCAGCUACACGGGACACGCAGGCUGUUUCACUUGAUCUUCUUACGAAUUCAAUCACUGAAUUUCAUUAUGAUGCUGAUUCCGAAUCCACUUUCGAGGCGUGGUUCAAACGUUGGGAGGAUAUGUUCCAGACGGAUUUCAGCCGUCAAGAUGAUUCAUGGAAAGUGCGCCUUUUGCUCCGCAAGCUCGGAACUAAUGAACAUACAAGAUUCCUUGACCACAUAUUGCCCAAAGAGCCGAAGGACAUCACUUUCAACGAAGCAGUGGCAACACUCAAAGAAAUUUUUGGUGAGUCGACAUCAUUGUUUAGCAUUCGCUAUCAAUGUCUAAAAAUUGUAAAGCGUGAUACAGACGAUUAUGGGGCACUAGCAGACAUGGUUAACCGUGAAUGUGAACGUUUCAAGUUACGCUGUUUGACGGAUGACCAGUUUAAGUGUCUUAUAUUUGUCAGUGCUUUACAGUCUCCACGCGACGCGGAAAUCCGCACUCGGCUCCUUGCUAAUUUGGAUCAAGAUCCAGAUUUGACAUUGAAGUCUCUUGUAGGCGAAUGCAAACGGUUAAUUACCUUGAAACACGACACGGCUAUGAUUGAGCAGAGUCGCCCCACCAUUGCCGAUACUGUUCAUGCUGUGCAAAAAGCAAGAAAGCCUGGCUCGAAUAAGUCGUUCAACAGAAAGCCGAACAAGCCGCCUACACCUUGUUGGUCAUGUGGUGAAUGGCAUUUCGCACGAUACUGUCCAUUCAAGCGUCAUAUUUGUGAUAAGUGCCAUAAACGCGGCCACAAGGAAGACUUUUGCCAUCAGUCCCGGCCAAGAAAUGUGAAGCAGUCCUACCGAAGGAAGAAUUUCAGAAAACCUGACGCAGAAUCACUAUCGGUGAUUGCUACGUUUCACAGCGAUUCUAAAACACGCCGCCGAUUUAUCACUGUGCUUAUCAACGGAAUCCCAACCCGGCUGCAGUUCGAUACGGCAUCAGAUAUAACGAUCAUUUCCAAGAACACUUGGAAGCACAUAAAGAAGCCGAAAAUGAUUGAUUCCAACAAAAUCGCUCACAAUGCAUCCGGUGGAGUGCUGAAGUUGGUCGGAGAAAUAAAUUGCAAAAUUGCAUUCAACGGAGUGGAAAAGGCCGGAACCUGCUACUUGUCUGAUCGACCAAACUUGAACCUCCUUGGACUUGACUGGAUGGAAAAAUUACAACUGUUUGAUGCUCCAAUGAGUCAGAUUUGCAAUACAGUACAAACCGACCCAGUACAUUCAUCAUUGUCGAUAGAAGAGAUGACCAGAAAGCUAAAGCAGCAGUUUGUCACCUUGUUUGAAGAUGGUCUCGGCCACUGCACUAAGUUCAAAGCAAAGUUGUGUCUUCGUGAAGGAACCAAGCCAGUCUUUAGAGCAAAAAGACCGGUACCGUAUGCAGCCAUGACAGCAGUUGAUCAGGAGCUCGACCGACUGGAACGAGCCGGUGUCAUCACACCAGUGAACUACUCUUCAUGGGCUGCGCCGAUUGUUGCUGUGAAAAAGCCGAACGGUAAAGUGCGAGUCUGCGCCGAUUUUUCGACUGGCCUGAAUGCCGCAUUGGACGACCAUCAAUACCCCCUUCCGAUACCAGAAGAUAUCUUUGCCAAGCUGAAUGGUGGGAAGUGUUUCGCCAAGCUCGACUUGUCCGAUGCCUACCUCCAGGUUGAGGUUGAUGAAAGCUCAAGAGAAUUGCUGACCAUCAACACUCAUCGUGGCUUGUACCAAUACAACCGCCUCCCUUUUGGCGUGAAAACAGCACCAGCCAUCUUCCAGCAGCUGAUGGACACCAUGCUCGCGGGAGUUUCUGGAGCCGCGGCGUACCUGGAUGAUAUCAUUUUAAUGGGUCGGACGGCAGAAGAACUAUUUCAGCGGCUCGCUGAAGUGCUUGUACGUAUCCAGUCAUAUGGUUUCCGUAUCCGCGAAGAUAAGUGUACCUUUUUUACACCAACCAUCAAGUUUCUCGGUUUCAUCUUCUCAAAAGACGGUCGUCGCCCUGAUCCAGAAAAUAUCCGAGCUAUUCAAAAGAUGCCCCCACCUGUGGACUUGCAGUCGCUGCGUUCAUUCUGUGGCCUAAUCAGUCAUUACAGCGCUUUUCUGCCCGAACUACAUCGCCUGCGUGCCCCGUUGAAUAAGUUGCUGAGCAAGGGCCAAACCUGGAAUUGGACACCAGAAUGCCAGACUGUGUUUGAGCGGGUCAAGUCAUUGUUGGCUUCAGACUUACUCCUAACUCAUUUUGAUCCUUCCCGGGAAAUUGUCCUUGCCACAGACGCAUCGAGUCUAGGGAUCGGUGCCGUAGUUUCCCAUACGUUCCCAGAUGGAUCUCAGAAGGCGAUCGCACAUGCCGCCAGGACGCUAACGAAAGCUGAAAGAAACUACAGUCAGAUCGAGAAGGAGGCAUUGGCCAUAGUGUUUGCUGUGAAGAAAUUUCACAAGAUGCUGUAUGGUCGCCGCUUCAAACUCUUGACGGAUCACAAGCCGCUGCUGGCCAUUUUCGGCUCGAAGAAGGGAAUUCCUGCCUAUACAGCCAAUCGACUCCAACGAUGGGCACUUACAUUGCUGGGCUAUGAUUUUGAAAUCCGUUAUCAGUCAACGAAUUCGCUGGGCCAAGCAGAUGCGUUGUCACGCCUCAUUGAUUCCCAGCAACAAGAACACGAGGACACCAUCAUUGCCUCAGUUGAGAUCGAACCUGAUGUCAAAUUCCUGGUGAACGAGACACUACAUGGUAUGCCAGUUACGGCCGAUGCUGUGCGGGCCGAAACGCUUCGAGACCCAAUCCUGAAGAAGGUGACACACUUCCACAGAACCAGCUGGUCACGUUCGUGUUCAUCUGCCGAAAUGCAGCAGUUCUAUCAGCGAAGACAUUCGCUUUCCAUUGUGGACGAUUGCAUCAUGUUCUCAGACAGAGUAGUCAUCCCGCAGGCGUUGCAACAAAGAGUGCUGCGACAGUUCCAUGCAGGACAUCCAGGGCUCAACCGAAUGAAAGCGCUUGCCAGAAGUUAUGUGUAUUGGCCGUUUAUGGACAGGCAGCUGGAGCAGCUAGCUAAAAGUUGUGGCAACUGC
Messenger RNA from Dicrocoelium dendriticum, 3555 nucleotides. The record is from the annotation of a GenBank genome assembly. Lineage: Eukaryota; Metazoa; Platyhelminthes; Trematoda; Plagiorchiida; Dicrocoeliidae.